Messenger RNA from Seminavis robusta, 1211 nucleotides. The record is from the annotation of a GenBank genome assembly. NCBI's taxonomy places the organism in Eukaryota, Bacillariophyta, Bacillariophyceae, Naviculales, Naviculaceae.
UUUCAGAGGCAGCCUCUCAUUGACCAUCUAUCUGUAAUACAGGUUGUUGCUCCUACAGUACCACUGGUAUCGAUAGAGCCAUGUCAUCAUCACUGGCGUAUUCCAGAAGAGCCCUUAGCACUGCUACCAGUAGUACUACCCGCAAGGUGGUGGAACGGGUCCGUGCUCGAGUAUUUUGUCACUCGGACAGCUACUCAUCAUCAUUAUCAUCGGAAGAUGGAGGAGGCAAUCCAGUGACCAUUUUCUCCUCUCCAGAAACACUCUCCCCGAAGACACAAGAAAAACUCGCCAAGGAGUGCGAUUGGGAAAGUGUCAUGGUUCCACACUUCUCUAUUUUAAAUAAUAAUAACAACAACUCACCUCCUCCAUUAUCCUUUUACAUGCCAUCGGGAGAACAAGUCAGUUUUUGUGCCCAUGCUGCCAUGGGAGCUGCCAUGGAGAUUUGUCUGCAACAACAACAACACCAACAACAACAAGAAGAUCCACCCGAAGAACAACACAUAUCCUUCACGGUAGAUUCCAAAGAAUAUUGGACAUCCAUCUACGAUCUAGAUAUUGUUGCCUUGGAAAUGAAGAACACCCAAGUCUACCAACAAACACCAAUCUCACAGCCAUCCAUGCUGUAUCGCAUGUUAAGGGACUAUUGUGGUCUCGAGACGGCCGAUAUCGCCACCACGCCGCGUUCUGAUGUCAUGACAAGCGAAUUUGAAACAACAUCCUACAAUAAUCACAUUCUCUGUCACGGUUCCAUUGCCCGUCCGAAAACACUCGUACCGCUCUGGUCCGUCGACGAUUUGCACAAAAAGGCAACGGCUCCUUCGACUACAAGCUCCAACAAUUUUGCCCUGGCAUGUAAAGCACUGGACGAUACCACGGGAUUGUAUUUGUAUGCCAAAUCCAAUGAGGAAGAUGGCGCUUGGCAUUGUCGACAAUUUCCACGAGCAUCUGGCUAUGCGGAAGAUCCCGCUACGGGAAUUGCGGCCGCGGCAUUGGCAUGUCAUUUGUAUCAUCAUCACGAAAUCGAAUUGCCCGUAUACAAACUGUAUCAAGGAAGUGCCAUGGGAAAACCGUCCUUGAUUGUCGUGGAUCAAUUGGCGGUCGUGGAGGAGAAAGCAAGCGAUGACGACGACAAGUCAUUCUUGCAGGCAUCGUUUCGACUCUUGGGAAGAGUGGAAAUGGAUGAACGAGACACUCUGGAGGUGGAUGAUUAA